CCUCAAACGAAGCUUGUGCCCGUACUUCCACCAAAAGAAGUUCAAGCAUUCAUAGGCUAAAUAAGAGAGGUCAUAUGUCGUUCUAGUUCAUAGAUUAUGGUUAUACGAACAUUUUUGUUUAAUUCGUUCAUUACAUGCCAUUCCUGGAAACGCUGAAAUUCUGUCAGAAGAAUAUAUUUUCAGGCCUAUUCAACCCUGCUGUCAUUUGGCUACCUCCAAUGAUAAAUAUGCUUCCGAAGACCCCUAAUUCUCAGUUUAAGACGCCAUACAGAGCACACACAUCUCCUGCCACAGUCUCGCCACCAGCAACAUGGUCUCAAUGUCCCGACCUCCUUCAAGCUACGACCCCCAGCUUCACCAUCGCGUGUUCCCAGAUGUCCACUCCCGGUAUCACCGUCGACGUCCUGCAGGCUAUCAGAAAAAAGCCGUCGGGAAGACGUGGCCGUGAUAGGGAAGGUAUUAGCACAAAUCCAGAUAAUGGCCAACUGACAAAGAAGCAAGGCAUCCACAAACCCAUUAUGUAUCGACAAAGCAUGAAACAGAGUAAAGGAAAUGGGUUUCGGGUGACUUCAUCUCCUGAUGGAGGAGGGAUUGGGAGUCAUGCCGAAACGGUUCUGUCCGGAGAAACCAAUACGCACUCAGGAGCCGCUGUGGCAAUAAGUUACAAGGGUAAUACAGGCCAAAAGACCUAUGGUUGUCACGACUCAAUGGGAGAGUUUUGUGAAAGCCCGGUCGUACCUGUGCAGGCCAUUAGAGAAAAUAACAAGCCUGGACAUAGAGAGAAAUUACACACUGUCAGGAACUCUUUACCCCAAGCAGCUUUAAGCAAAAGAAAACAAGCGGCUUUUACUUCCAAAGACGUCACAGUUAAGAGACCAAAACAGGUUGUUAAGGACACUGUCAGAACCAAGAGUAUUCUUGAUAAAUAUUUCAAGACAUACUUAAAUUGUUCAAAAUCAGGACAUUCUCUGUCUUUUGUUGAGAAAAACAAAUUGGAGAAGUCACACGGGGCAACAGAUCAGAUUGUUUUAGUAAAUCAGGAUGACUACGUGUAUAGAGAUACUGACGGGGAGAUUAGGGAUGUAAAAAACCUCACCCCUGCUUCACCAGAGGAGGCCUCCCGGACCACUUGCAGAGCCAGGAAGAAGAAGAGAAAAGAACAGGUGCGACUUCAGGUGCUGAAGACCAUCUACAAGAUCGAGACGGAACUCGCUGUCCUCCGACACAGAAGGAAGCAAAUCCAGGAAAAGCUGAAGAAAGAUAACAGGAUGAAUACAUUUCUCGGAUAACAGCUAUAACCAAAGACCACAGGAAACGUCACCUGGGACCUUGACCUCUGAGAGGCCAACUAAAGGUGAAGGUCAACAUGGGCAGCCAUUGUAACCUUGGGAAGGUGCAAUGAAGAUGAGGCUGACACGGCGGUGAUGGCCACAACGCCAUACGUGUUCUUCAACGUUCCCUUCGUUUUUAUUUAUUUUCGUUAGUUCUGUUAUAGUUGAUUUUGUUAGGCUCGAAAUGUUCAGAGUCAACUCACGAAUAUAUUUAUGUUUCAAGUGGUGUUAGCUUUUGGAAGUGUUUGUAAAUAGUCUAUUUCAGGUUGAUAUUGUGAUCUGUGAUACAUGGGUUCUGUCAAAGUUCACUGUGACAUCAGGCUGUGGUUUUCUCUGUGAUAGUUGUUACAAUAUUAUUGUCUGUAAUGUUUUGUAUGACGUUACGGCGUAUUUAUCGUCUAUUCGGUUUUUUUUGUAAAUGAGUCCUGAAUUAAACCUAUUAUGUUUGA
Haliotis rufescens (red abalone) is the source of this 1780-nucleotide messenger RNA. RefSeq lists its product as uncharacterized. The record is from RefSeq and is a predicted model, not a curated record. NCBI's taxonomy places the organism in Eukaryota, Metazoa, Mollusca, Gastropoda, Lepetellida, Haliotidae. Bases 135 to 1289 code for a protein of 384 amino acids. The transcript is spliced from 6 exons.